This is a messenger RNA of Calliphora vicina (urban bluebottle blowfly), 2031 nucleotides long. It is a transcript of the gene r-l, whose product is annotated as rudimentary-like. Gene Ontology annotation, molecular function: orotidine-5'-phosphate decarboxylase activity; orotate phosphoribosyltransferase activity. Gene Ontology annotation, biological process: 'de novo' pyrimidine nucleobase biosynthetic process; 'de novo' UMP biosynthetic process. Bases 311 to 1780 code for a protein of 489 amino acids. The record is from RefSeq and is a predicted model, not a curated record. Lineage: Eukaryota; Metazoa; Arthropoda; Insecta; Diptera; Calliphoridae. The transcript is spliced from 3 exons.
AACACACGGUUGGCGGCUAAAAUUAUUAAAUUUAGGGAAGAAAAAGACGGAAAAGUUUUAUAAUUAAAAAAAAAAAUAUAGCAGUAGUAAACACGCGUGGUGCUGACUGCUGGAUUUGGCACAAAGAAAAUUAUAAUAUUAAUUAAAUAACAACCACACACACCUACAAUAAAAAAGCGGAUAAAUAUUUAUCGUGUUAUAAAAAAACGCAAUAAAUCCAAAUUAAUAAAACACUUGCAAGCUUCCAAUUGCAGCCGCCUUACACACGUCUAAAUAAAUUUUGUAUUAAUUAAAUAAAUUUCUCGUCAACAUGUUGGAUAAAGCUACUGAACAAAGAAAAGCGCUGGCGCUGAAAUUUUUCGAAAUCAAUGCCUUUAAAUUCGGUGAUUUCAAAAUGAAAGUGGGCAUCAACUCGCCGGUAUAUUUUGAUUUGCGUGUCAUUGUCAGUUAUCCAGAAGUGAUGCAAACCGUAUCCAAUUUAAUCAUGGACUACAUCAAGGAACACAAUUUAAGCGCCAAACAUGUCUGCGGCGUACCCUAUACCGCUUUGCCUUUGGCCACUUUGGUGUCCGCACAACAAAACAUACCCAUGUUGGUGAGACGUAAAGAGGCCAAAGCCUAUGGCACCAAGAAAUUGAUUGAGGGCAUCUACAGUGCCGGUGACACGUGUCUUAUUAUUGAGGAUAUCGUCACUUCCGGUUCCAGUGUUUUGGAUACCGUCAAAGAUUUGGCUAGUGAGGGUAUUGUGGUAAACGAUGCCGUUGUUGUGGUCGAUCGUGAACAGGGUGGCUCUAAGAAUAUUGCCGAUAAGGGUGUACGCAUGCAUUCUCUGUUUUCAUUGUCUUUCCUGCUCAAUACUCUGUUGGAAGCUGGCAAAAUUGAUCGCACCACUGUGGAUUCAGUGGCCAAGUAUGUUGCCUCGGUGCAAAUCGAUGGUGAUGGCAAAUUUAUGAAUAACUCAACUGGAAUUGUUAAUGACUUUGUACGCACAAAAAUCUCUUUCGAAAGUCGUGCUAGUUUGGCCAAAUGUGAGCUGGCCAAACAAUUGUUCAAUUUGAUGGUUAGCAAAAAAACCAAUCUCUGUUUGGCUGCCGAUCUCACUAAGUGUCAAGAUGUUUUGGAUGCUGCCGACAAAUGUGGUCCCUACAUCUGUGUUUUGAAGACCCACGUUGAUAUUUUGGAAGAUUUCAAUGAUCAAUUUGUCAGUGAUUUACAGGCCUUGGCCAAGAGACACAAUUUCCUGUUGAUGGAGGAUCGUAAAUUUGCCGAUAUCGGCAAUACAGUGUCUUUGCAAUAUGGCAAGGGUCUAUAUAAGAUUUCUAGCUGGGCUGAUUUGGUAACAGCUCAUACCUUGUCGGGCAGAAGUAUAUUGCAAGGUUUGAAGGCAGCCCUUAAAGGAGACACCUCCAAACCUCGUGGUGUUUUCCUUUUGGGUGAAAUGUCAGCCACUGGCAAUUUGAUUGAUGAUAAAUACAAGGAGGCCUCUAACAAAAUCGCUACUGAGGGUGCCGAUGUUGAUUUUGUAGCCGGUAUGGUGUGUCAGUCUUCCAGCUGUUUUGCCUUCCCCGGUUUAGUGCAAUUGACACCCGGUUGCAAGAUCGAUGAGUCUGCCGAUCAAUUGGGUCAGCAAUACAACACCCCCGAACAUGUGAUUAAGGAGAAGGGUGCCGAUGUGGCUGUGGUGGGCCGUGGCAUUUUGGAGGCCAAGUGCAUGGAAAAGGCAGCUGCCUUGUAUCGUGAUCGUUUGUGGGCUGCCUACACUGAUCGUGUAGCUAAAUAAUAAUUUAAGUUUAAUGCAAUGAAUUCUUUUUUCUUUUUUUAAUUUAAUUUUUGUUUAAACAUAUCUAAAGAAGCUGCGUUAUAAGCAUUUAAUGUAAAUUUAUUACCACACACACAAAAAUUGUACCUUAAUGCACAAUAUAUUAACUUACGAUUUAAAUUGUAACAAUUCUUAUAAAACAACUUCCAAUUUAAUUAUAAUAACAAUAAUAAAAUACAUACAAACUACUGUAAACAAUAUACAUAACAUAA